This is a messenger RNA of Aspergillus uvarum CBS 121591, 588 nucleotides long. RefSeq lists its product as uncharacterized. The transcript has a single exon. NCBI's taxonomy places the organism in Eukaryota, Fungi, Ascomycota, Eurotiomycetes, Eurotiales, Aspergillaceae. Bases 342 to 587 code for a protein of 81 amino acids. The record is from RefSeq and is a predicted model, not a curated record.
CGUUUAUCAAAAUCUAGAGUCAUCCCACCCCCUCCGAGCUGUUACUCUCGAGCUGACAAGGCUGUCUCGCCUGUUGGGCGGGGUUAUGAGACUGCGCCGCAAAUGCCUGAGCAUGUACGGGGUGGGUAUAAAGGCGAAGAAAAACGAGGCUGCCCCCUUCUUUCCUUCUUAUCCCCAAGUUUGAUACUCUUGCCAUUUAGAUUCAUAGUCGUAUUUGUCUUUCAUACCACCACCACCACAGGAGCUCGGUCUAAAAUCGCAAGUUUAGAGCUGUCCCGCACCCAACAUACAAUUCAACAGUCAUUGCUCCUUUUCCGGCUCAUUACUCCGACAGUGACACCAUGAAGGGGUUACUUCCCGUUAUCUGCACCAGCCUAUUGGCAUGCUAUGUUCAGGCUGGACCGGCAGCAUACGGGAUCUGCCAAGCCGGCUGCGCAUCUGUGGUCACAGCUUGCUACGCAGCAGCAGGCUGUACUUGGGGAGCAACUCUUGGGGCUACUGCGCCAGCAUCCGUCUUAGCCUGCAAUGGUGCCUUUGGAAUCUGUCAAGGUGCAUGUGCCACUGCACUACUGGCACCAACCUUAUAAG